Vitis riparia (riverbank grape) is the source of this 1908-nucleotide messenger RNA. RefSeq names its product signal recognition particle receptor subunit beta-like. The record is from RefSeq and is a predicted model, not a curated record. The transcript is spliced from 6 exons. Gene Ontology annotation, biological process: protein targeting to ER. Gene Ontology annotation, cellular component: signal recognition particle receptor complex. The coding region runs from base 742 to 1521 and encodes 259 amino acids. Lineage: Eukaryota; Viridiplantae; Streptophyta; Magnoliopsida; Vitales; Vitaceae.
CUAGGGUUUCCGUUUGGUUUCCAAGAAAGCUAACGAAAAUUAAGAGAAAAGUUUUAAUCUUUUCUUUUUCAUGCGUUUGCUUUCCGCCCAAUGCUAUGAUCGAGUGGAGCUUGUUCGUCUUCCCGGGUCCUUAAUGAUGGGAAAUUUUAGAAAGAUUCAAGUUUUGUAUUGUUUCCUGUAUUUUCUCGGCAACAAAACGGACAGGACCGUAGUUGGAUCUUCGAAACACAUUAGGAUGGAAGAAGAAUUAUGGCAAUAUGAAGCUCACUGUCAUUUGUUGGUGGAUAUGAAUUCAUGAUUUUCUUAAAGAUCUUAGUUUCUGAUUUUUUUUUUUUUUUUUUCUGAAAAUCCGGUGUUUGCAACAGAAAUGGAGAAUCUCAGAGAAAUUAAGGCUCUGUUUGGUUCUGUGUCUAAAAGGAUUGUUUUAUUUUAUUUUGCUUCUGGAUUCUAGAAAUGGAGAAAGUGAACUGAUGUUGAAAAUGAAUAUCAAAGAUCGUUUGCAGAAACUGUUUCCCCAAAAUUUAUUUGAAGACACAGAUUUCUUUCUUUCUUUCUGUUUUUUGGAUUGUAUAUGAUUUGUAUUCUUUUUUUAUUUUGCUGCUUUCAUUUUUGUGGCUUUUGGGAAGUCCACAAUCAUAGUUUUUCGUAGCGAAAAGUAAAUUAUUUCUCUUCUCUAACUUAAUUCCUCAGUUGUUACAGGAACAGACUCUGUCAUUGAUUUGAUUAGUUAAACCAAAAAAAAUGGAUGGAAUUGUUCAAUGGAAAAAUCAACUGCUACAACAUGUAAAUCAAGCACAACAAUGGCUUCAACGGAUGUCAUCAACUCCACUUUACACUACCAUUGGCGUUGUAUCCCUAUCAACCAUCGUCAUUUUUUCAAUUCGUUGGUUGAAGCCAAGAAAAUCCAAUACUAUUAUUCUUGCUGGACUAAGUGGUAGUGGGAAAACCGUACUUUUCUAUCAGCUUCGAGAUGGUUCUUCACAUCAAGGAACUGUUACUUCGACGGAUACAAAUGAAGCCACUUUUGUGCUGCAAACUGAUCCCUUUUGGAAGGGAAAGCGAAGGCUCAUUCACUUGGUUGAUGUUCCUGGGCAAUCCCAUCUUCGAUCUAAACUUGAUAAAUACUUGCCCCAAGCAGCUGGCCUUAUUUUUUUGGUGGAUGGUUUAGAGUUUUUACGACAUUGCCCUGCAAUUGCUGAGUACUUGUUGGACAUCCUGACCAAUACUACCGUUGUGAAGAGAAAAAUCCCUGUGCUCAUUGUCUGCAACAAAACUGAUAAAGUAACUGCACAUACCAAGGAAUUCAUUCAAAAACUACUGGAAAGGGAAAUUCAAAAGCUGAGGGCAUCAGGAACUGCCAUGUCAGAAGCUGAUAUUGCUAAUGAGUACACACUUGGUGUAACUGGAGAAGCCUUUACCUUCUCCCAGUGCUGCAAUAUGGUUACUGUUGAAGAAGCUUCCGGACUGGUGGGCGAGAUAUCUCAGGUUGAGCAGUUCAUCACAAAGCACCUAAAGCCUUAGGCUCUGCUACAAUACCUUCAUUGAAAUCCUGUUUGCCAUUUCCAGAGGCAUGAAGUGUGGUAGCCCUUGUUUAUUGGAAGGCAGAUUUAUGGAUGAAUUUGGUCAUCGAAUGCUUGAAGUCAAUGCUGGUCAAUACCCAACGAAUUAGAAGAAUUUGGAAAUCCAUCUGCAGAUCGAGUUUGGUUCGGUUGUAGAUCCUUUCCCAUGCUUUCAAUACAGAAGCUUUUAUCAUUUAAAUUUAUCGCAAAUUUAUUCUAAAUGCAUACUGCACAAACCAAACUGCCCAAGGCAGGCUAUCCUAAUUGAUACCUUUACUUACAGAUAAGUGCCUUUUGCAAACUCCUCAGGCAAAUUGCAUUAAAGGGAGGCAAAAGCUGAGUUUUGGUU